ACCAUCACAAUGAGGCCGUCUCUGUCUUCUGUCCUCCACAGUCCACACCACACUAGAGCGUCCGGACGCCGGCCGGGAGAUAAUGCGGACAUGAUCUUUGCCUUUUGCUGUAGCAUCACGAUAAUCCUCCCCUUCAACCUGUUCCAACGGCUGUAGCAGCCCGGAAUCAGGGAAGGCUCCUCGGCUGGAUCCGUUAGUUGCCUUGACCACGGGCGGAUCCGGCCGGCGCGGCGCUGCGACAAAGGGCGGUCGUGAUUCGCGACACCAGCGGUGGCCGGUAACUCCUCGUAUGCAUCCGCAGCACAGCUGCCUCACUCCUUAGCGCGUUCGUCCAGGACAGAUCCAUGGCGGUAGUGACUGGGGCUCUGCCAAGCGUCCUCGCCAAGCUCGGCGAUCUUCUCAUCGGAGAGUAUAAGCUGCAAAAGGGCGUCAAGGGGGAGAUCAUUUUCCUCAAAGCUGAGCUCGAGAGCAUGAAGGGCGCACUCGAGAAGCUCUCCAGUAAACCGGCAGACGAGCUUGACAUUCAGGACAAGAUCUGGGCCAAGGAUUUGAGGGAGCUCUCCUAUGAUAUAGAGGAUAGUAUCGACACGUUUAUGGUGCGUGGCAAAGCCAGUCAGUCGGCCAAGCUGCAUGGCAUCAGGAAGUUUAUUGACCGAAGUGUCGGUUUGUUCAGAAAGGCAAAGAUUCGCCAUGGGAUCGCUACUGAGAUUAGAGACAUCAAGAGCCGUGUUGUAGAGGUGCACGAGAGGCGUCGCAGAUAUGAUGUCAGCCUCGGUGUUGAUAAGCCUAGCACAGCUGCUGUGGACCCACGUUUAUUUUCUCAGUACACAGAGAUUGAAGAGCUUGUUGGCAUUGUCGAGACAAGAGAUGAGCUAAUCAAUAUCGUGAUGGAAGAGAAUGAAGUGCCCAUUCAGAAAGGCAAGAUAGUUACCAUUGUUGGAUUUGGUGGGUUGGGAAAAACUACUCUUGCUCAUGCAGUUUUUGACAAGAUUAGACCAGGAUUCGAUUGUUGUGCUUCUGUAUCAGUCUCUCAAACUCCUGAUUUGAAGAAAUUGUUGAAGGGCAUCCUGUAUCAGCUUGACAAGAAGUAUGAGGACAUCAAUGAAAAACCAUUGGAUGAGGGUCAGCUCGUCAAUGAACUAAGAAAAUUCCUUCGACGCAAAAGGUAUUUCAUUGUUAUUGAUGACAUAUGGGAUAUCUCAGUCUGGAGAAUGAUCAAAUGUGCUUUGCCUCAUAGCGAUGCUGGAUACAUAAUUAUUACAACCACACGUAAUUCGGAUGUUGCUGAAAAAGUUGGUAGUCCUUAUAACAUGAAACCACUUUCUCAGAAUAACUCCCGAAAAUUGUUGUACAAAAGAAUAUUUGGUAAUGAAGGGAAAGACAACAAUGAAGAUAUAGAAAAAUGUCCCGAUGCAGAGUUAACUGAAGUAUCAGAGAGGAUACUAAAGAAAUGUGCCGGUGUACCCUUGGCUAUUAUUACAAUGGCUAGUCUACUCGCUUGUAAACCAAGAAAUAAGAUGGAUUGGUAUGAGGUGUGCAACUGUAUUGGUACCGGUCUUGAGAACAGUAUAGAUGUGGAGAAUAUGAGAAAGAUCUUAUCAUUUAGCUAUUAUAAUAUGCCGUCCCAUCUGAGGACUUGUUUAUUAUAUUUUAGCGUAUUUCCAGAAGAUUAUAAAAUAGAAAAACAUCGUUUGAUAUGGAUGUGGAUAGCUGAAGGCUUUAUCCAAUGUGAGAAACAUGGGGAGUCCUUAUUUGAUCUAGGGGAGAGUUACUUCAAUGAGCUCAUAAGUAGAAGUAUGAUCCAACCCAUACAUGGUUAUAAUAAUGAUACGAUAUAUGAAUGUCGUGUACAUGAUAUGGUGCUUGAUCUUAUAUGCUCCUUGUCAAGUGAAGGAAACUUUGUUACUAUAUUAAAUGGUACAGAUCACAUACCUCCAUCAAAUACGAUUCGGAGGUUAUCCCUUCAAAAUGGCAAGGAGCAUCUUUCUGAAACUCUGGAAACCAAGAGGUUGCAACAAGUAAGGUCAGUUGUUGUCUUUCCAUCUGGCAUUAGUUUGAUGCCAGUUAUUAGGAGUUUCCACUUUCCAUCUGCCAUUAGUCUAAUACCGGUCUUUAGGAGCUUCCAAGUUUUACGCGUACUGGACUUACAAGAUUGUGAUCUUUCGCAAGGUUAUGGUCUCAAGUACCUUGGGAACCAAUUUCACUUGAGGUACCUAGGACUAUGUGGCACAAGCAUUGCGCAACUGCCUGAAGAAAUAGGAAGCUUGCAGUUUUUACAAAUAUUGGAUGUACGGAGAAAUAAACUCUCAUGCUUGCCAUCAACUGUUGUUCAGCUGAAACAUUUGAUGUGCCUGUACACCGACUUGUCAAUCAGAGUGCCAAAUGGGAUUGGGAGCUUAACAAGACUUGAAGAGAUGUCGGAACUAUUAAUUGAUGACUCCAACAUGGACAUCCUAGAAGAAUUGGGAUGGUUAUCGGAGCUAAGAGUGCUGCGUAUUGCCUUGGGCGGAUGGAACAACAAUCUGGUGGAGUGCCUAGGCAAGCUGCAAAAGCUCCGCGAGCUUAGUGUCUGGGCUCGCGGUGGUCAAACCAACAUUGGUGGAUUGGAUGCCUGGGUUGCCCCUAGACAUCUCUUUAGUCUGUCGACACGGUGGGGCUGCUGGUUCUCAACCCUGCCAGCAUGGAUUAAUCCGUCGCUUGUGCCGGACCUCUCCAAGAUAUUCAUCGGCAUAAGGGUACUACAGCAGGCCGAUCUGGAUAUACUUGGGAGGUUGCCUGCUCUUUGCUAUCUAGAGAUGCAGGUGGAGCAUGAGGAUCUUGGAAUCCCUAGUGGAUUCCUCGUUGGUGCGGAUUCAUUCCCCUGCCUUUUAUCCUGCGAGUUCCGGGGAUUUGUCAGGCCUGUAUUGUUUCAGCAGGGAGCUAUGCCGAGGCUGAGAACGCUUUGGUCCUGGUUUUCUGUACGAGGGGCGAGAGAAAUCGCCAACAGCUAUGGUGGUCUCGACUUGGGCUUGAUGAACCUGCCAUCGCUCCAGAAGGUUAGCGUUGGAUUGGAUUGCAAUGGCGCUAAUGAUGAGGAAGUGAAGGAAUUGAGAGCUGUGCUGAGCCAUGGUACUAAAAUCCAUCCUAAUCGUCCACGCCUUUGGAUAAAUAGGAAAGCGGUUAAAGAUACAGAUAAUGAGUGAAUGACUGGUGUUACGGCGUGCCUUGCUGCGGAGGAAGUAUGGAGGGGAGACAGGGAGGUUAGGGCGCCCUGAUCUGCGGCGUGCCGGAGCCGUGGCUGGGAGGCAGCAGAUCGGGACAGAGGUAGGAGGAGACGCCAGGCGCUCUAGGGAGAUAUAAUCUCAAUCCUGGGCUAAGCCCUUUUCAUUAAACCGAGUUGAACUCUUAUAGUCUUUUACAUAAUAGGAAAUCUGAGUUUCCAACAAACUCUAUCUAAUAACCCUCUGUAAAUAGAAUUAAUAAUUAAGACUUCUAAAAGUCUAAUAACUGAGAGUCCUAGAAACAAGGGACUCAACUCCCUGGGCGUGAUCAGCCACCUGAUCAGCCACCCAGCGCCCUAUCCCUUCUACUAUAGACGUUGCCAGUCAUAACAACUGGACUGGGCAAAAGAUUUCUAAUUAUGCAGCUCCAGUCCAUCCCAAUCGGCCAAUCAUUGAGGUAGCGACAUUAAAAUCACAAAGUGCGCUGGGCUACAAUUGUUUCCAUGUCUCCCUAAAUAAAAUAUCCCUGCUUCAAGUUCACCUCCCUGCAGCCUGCAAUAGCUAAUGAAGUUGCAACACUUAAACAGACUUCUUUUUUUCUAAAAAAAUGGUGUCAUUUAAUCUCAGUGACAUUUAGAGAGAUGGAGGCCCACAGUUUUUAACUAAAAUGAUACUAGCACUAAAUUGACAGAAUCAGCUGUUUGAAUGUCAGGUAAAUGAUUAUGAUCAGUUGCAGUCUCAUGUGAUGGAGAGUCCCAGUUAAGGUGUAAUGUUUUGCCAAUUAUACUUGAAUGAUAAGCUCAGUUAAGGUGUAUGUUUUAUGCACGCAUGCUGCUAACUUGGAGGCCUUCAUAGCCUGCUAAUUAAUUCUUAUCAAACA
Molecule: messenger RNA, 4080 nt
Organism: Sorghum bicolor (sorghum)
Lineage: Eukaryota; Viridiplantae; Streptophyta; Magnoliopsida; Poales; Poaceae
Product: putative disease resistance RPP13-like protein 3
Exons: 4
Coding region: 345-3182 (945 amino acids)
Biological process (GO): defense response to other organism
Molecular function (GO): ADP binding
Source: RefSeq, a predicted model, not a curated record